UAAUAGUUUCCUUGCAGACCUGGUCCCGUUAGCCGUGCAGCUGUAUUGAACGCGCAGCUGACGCUUCCUCUGGACACCGAGCGCUUCAGACGGAGACGCGGCCGCUGAUUGGAGAAGGCUCAAGAGACUGAAGGAGGAAAUCUGAACAGAGAGCACACACUUGAUCCACAUGGCAGAGCCCAACUUCCCCCCGCUGCCGGGAUUCAUCCCGCUCAAGCCGUGCUUCUACCAGGACUUUGACGAGAUCCCCGAACAGCACCGCAGCAUGUGCAAGAAAAUGUACAACCUGUGGAUAUUGAAUAGCGCUACUCUUGUGGUGAACCUCAUUGGCUGCUUUGCCUGGAUGUUUGGUGGAGGCGGUGUGACCAACUUUGGACUGGCUAUCAUCUGGCUCCUCAUGUUCACUCCCUGCUCUUACGUCUGUUGGUUCAGGCCCAUCUACAAGGCCUUCAAGAGUGACAGCUCCUUCAACUUCAUGCUGUUCUUUUUUGUGUUCAUGGCCCAAGUCGGCAUCAGCAUCAUCCAAAGCAUUGGCAUCCCUGGAUGGGGAGUGUGCGGUUGGUUGGCCACCAUCUCCUUCUUCAGCUAUAAUAUUUUGAUUGCGCUGAUCAUGUUGGUCCCCACUGUCAUGUUCACUGCAGUGGCCUCACUGUCCUUCAUUGCCCUCACCAGGAUCCAUAAUUUCUACCGUGGCAGCGGGGCCAGCAUGUCCAAAGCUCAGGAGGAAUGGACCACUGGAGCCUGGAAGAACCCUCAUGUCCAGGCAGCAGCCCAGCAGGCCGCCAUGGGGGCAGCUGCCGGAGCCAUGCAGGAUCAGUACUCCAGCCCACAGUACAACGACAACCAGAUGUAGCCCCUGCAAGACAGAGGCGCCAAAGAAAUGAUGUGACAGUCAUGCCAAAGCUUGGCCAACAGGGUUAGGAAGAUUUGACCAUUUCCCACAGCAUUGUUGAUUAUUAGGUAAAACAAACUACUUUUGUUUUUUUACAUUUUGGCCAAACCGCUGAUUUCAAAGUAGAAUUGUCAGAGAUUUCAAGCAGUUUCAUCAUUUGGCAAACAAAUAGCCCCGAACAUCUUUGGUAAGCUGGUGUUCACCUUCCUGUAUUAAAGGGCAUGCUGAUUAUUUGUAGAAUUUUAUAUUAUUUCAUAUGUCUUGUUUUUGGUUUGGGAGGUUGAAAUGAAACUAGUUUUGAAUGUGUUACUUUAGUGGCUCCAUGUGAGCUGUGUGCUAAUGUGCUCUAGCAGUUCUAGCAGUUUUUACAAAAGAAAGCAAAAAGAUGUUUUUUUCUUCAAAAAUACAAACAUUGAUGUUUAUUUGUGGUGGAAAUUAAAUUAUUUAGUGUUGUCAUAUUUAAAGGGACAGUUCACCCCAAAAUCAAAAAUACAUUUUUUUUGCCUCUUACCUGUAGAGCUUUUUACACAGCUCUGGAGACACUGGCUGUACAGAUGUCCAUCUUCACUCAUAUAUAAUGGAACUAAAUGCGCGCUACGCUCUGCACAGUGAUACAGUUUGGCAGGUGUAGUUUGGUAGAAAGAAAAUAGCUCCAACAUGAGACUGCUCACAACAGGGUUGGUGGAUUUUCUUAUGUAAUGGGGUCAUGAUUUCUGAGAGGAGACAUUGCUGUUGAGUUUUUCAAAUGUAUUUUUAUUUUGUUUGGCCAUCUAGUUCCAUUAUAUGUCAGAGAAUGCAGACAUGCCUAAAGUUGAUAUCUCCAGAAUUCAGCAACUCACAUCAAAACAAUCUAGACAGAUAAACAGCAGAUAAACAGGUAAGAGAAAAAAAUGUAUUUUUGAUUUUUCGGUGAACUGUCCCUUUAAUUUAUUUACAAGUGCACCACUAGAAUGAUGAAUUGGUUCAGUAAAGGUUACUUUAGUUUUUCCUGUGUUUAAAAUUUAUUUAAAGUUAAACCAAAGAUCAAAUGUAAUAUUGUAACCUCAUUUCAAACCAUGCUAUGUUAUGUGACCUCAGCAGAACGUCAUCAUAUUGUUAUUGGCUGAUUGCGCUGCGAAAUGAAAGAAUGUUGUAGCUGCUGUUGAAAGGAAGUCUGUCAGCAAUACAAUAAGAAACACUUAUUAAAAUACUUCAGCUGGAUUUGAAUAGAAACAGAAAAUGUAAACUUACUUGAAGCCGACUCUUCGAUGCACUCAAAACCUCCUCUUGACACGUCUACCUUACGCUGAAAACAUCAGAUUUACAUCACAGAAAAAAUUUGUCAGUGUUAAUGGUUCUAUGUAAUUUCUAUGCAAAAAAACAAGUGAGGAUGUGACCCAUGUGCUGUACUCAACUCUAGUUUUUCAGACAUGUGACAGUUUUGCACUGAAUGUCAGUUUAGCACGUGCUGUUGUACAAACUGCUUUGUCAAUGCAGUGUGUUUA
Molecule: messenger RNA, 2376 nt
Organism: Chelmon rostratus (copperband butterflyfish)
Lineage: Eukaryota; Metazoa; Chordata; Actinopteri; Chaetodontiformes; Chaetodontidae
Product: secretory carrier-associated membrane protein 5
Exons: 7
Coding region: 170-853 (227 amino acids)
Biological process (GO): protein transport
Cellular component (GO): trans-Golgi network membrane; recycling endosome membrane
Source: RefSeq, a predicted model, not a curated record